AUGGAAGAAAGCACACAGAGUUUGGCUAUUAAAUUGUUCAGGAGACUGGAGAGGACAAGCAAGUUUCUUCUCAUUCUGGAUGAUGUUUGGAAGGGAAUUGAUUUGGACGCUUUUGGUGUCCCAAGGCCUGAAGUUCAUAUGGGUUGUAAGAUCAUAAUAACAACUCGGUUUUUAGAUGUUUGCAGGCAGAUGAAGAUAGGUAAAAGAGUAAAAGUGCAGAUCUUGAAUUAUGAUGAGGCCUGGGAAUUGUUUUGUCAAAAUGCAAGCGAGGUAGCCACCUUAAAGCCUAUAAAACCAUUAGCGGAGACCGUUACCAAAAAAUGUGGCGGAUUGCCCUUGGCCAUAAUCAUCAUGGCCACAUCUAUGAGGGGGAAGAAGAAGGCUGAGCUUUGGAAGGAUGCUUUGAAUGAGCUACAAAAUUCACAGCCAGAUAAUAUCCCGGGGAUCGAGGAUUAG
Messenger RNA from Vitis riparia (riverbank grape), 456 nucleotides. Its product is annotated as disease resistance protein At4g27190-like. Gene Ontology annotation, molecular function: ADP binding. Bases 1 to 456 code for a protein of 151 amino acids. NCBI's taxonomy places the organism in Eukaryota, Viridiplantae, Streptophyta, Magnoliopsida, Vitales, Vitaceae. The transcript has a single exon. Gene Ontology annotation, biological process: defense response to other organism. The record is from RefSeq and is a predicted model, not a curated record.